UGUGUACAAGGCGCCAACCCAACCCCCACAAUCUCCGAUGUGUAUUCCAUGCGGAAGUGCAGACGCUAGGGAGUGAUUGUGCGCAUCAAUGCAUUCUUUUCGGUGAAAAUGUUUCGUGCUUUCCCUAAGCGCUUCAGUAACGGACGUUACGAACAUGUCAUGUCAUGACAAGUCAACCCUUAAAUGCUUCGUAGCUAUAAUUCUCCUUAGACGAAGUUGGGUUUUCCCUGUGCUCCGAAACUUUGAACACUGCGUCAUUUAGUCCCCAUUUUUACUUCCCCCCCCCCCCCCCGCCUUCCCCCCAAACUCCGGUUCCCUGCCUCAUCAGGCUCCUAUUCCACUGGAAAAUUGUCGGAACGACACUCUAUGGAGCUAUCGUCGCACAGGCAGGCGGUGGAGCGACGAACGGGUGGAUUUCCGUUGCAUGGGUUCAGAGCCCCGGGCGAAUGUACCCUGCAGAUGCGGUCGUGGGGAAUCUCCCCGCACCAACUCGUGUUAAGGCGUACGCCAUGAACGGCUACAGCAUGUCUUCUGUUGUGCCAUCAUCCGCAUUCAAAGUGACAGCGACGUCAGUUACGAGCAGCGUGUCAGGAACAAUUAUCAAAUUCACCCGGAGCGGCAAGACGGGCUUGUCGCCGAUCAAGUAUGUGGGCACAAACAACAUUAUUUGGGCAUACUCCUUUUCAGGCUUCUCCAAGAAUUUUGGCGACCAUGGUCCAAACUGGGGAUCUGCAAGCGUCAACCUAGCAUGCAGCGUCUAAGAUGUUUUGUUCUCGCAAUGGGUGUCAGUAGUGUAACGUGCAUGAUUUCUUUAUGUAGGAGUAGUAUGAUGAUACGAUGUAUGCAUGUAUGAAAAGCAAGAAACAAUUGUGUAGUUUGCAUGACCGUGCCAAAGAAUGCAACGCUUGGAAUGGAAUAUGGUGGCUUGCUCUCUUAAAACCCCAUGGCAAAAUAGCAGAGGGGUUAUCCAGCUGGGACCCCACUUGAUCGACCCCCCCACCAAACGCCCGAGGGGUUGGAUCCAUAAUUUUUUUCUCAGUAUGUCAGAUGUUUGCACAAUUGCCACGAGUUAUAUUGCAUUACUUUACAGUA
Messenger RNA from Closterium sp. NIES-67, 1092 nucleotides. Lineage: Eukaryota; Viridiplantae; Streptophyta; Zygnematophyceae; Desmidiales; Closteriaceae. The record is from the annotation of a GenBank genome assembly.